AUGGAGUUGAUCAUCAAGGUGAUCGAUCAGAAUGACAACCGGCCCCAGUUCACCAAGGAUGUCUUCCGCGGAGCAGUAUCAGAAGGAGCCACACCAGGGACCACCGUGAUGCAGGUCUUGGCCACUGAUGCAGACGACGCUGUGGACUCCUACAACGAAGUGGUCUCCUAUUCCAUCAUCAGCCAAGACCCUCCCCACCCCCACCCCCAAAUGUUCGCCAUCAGCAGGGAUACAGGCAUAAUAAGCGUGGUCGCAUCGGGACUGGACAGAGAGAAAUUCUCCACAUACACGCUGAUCCUUCAAGCUGCAGACAUGCAGGGACAAGGCUUAACUACUACAGGGACAGCCGUGAUCACUGUUGCUGACGCAAAGGACAACCCGCCGAUUUUUGACCCAUCCACGGACUCUGCUGGCAAGGACCACUCGGCCAGAGUGGUCCUGAGAAGGCGGCACCACCAGCACCACUCUCAUGCGGAGCCCUACGAGCUGGGUCCAGGACAGGUGCUGACCUUCCCGGAGUCUCGCCCUGGACUGAAGCGGCAGAAGAGGGACUGGGUCAUUCCCCCAAUUAAUUGUCCGGAGAAUGAGAAGGGUUCCUUCCCCAAGAAGCUGGGGCAGAUCAAAUCCAACAAGGACAAGAAUCACAAUGUUUUCUACAGCAUCACUGGGCAAGGAGCAGACGCCCCCCCUGUGGGCACCUUUAUUGUGGAAAGAGAGACUGGCUGGCUGGAGGUGACCCGCCCUCUGGACAGAGAGGCCAUCAGCCAAUACACUCUCUUCUCCCAUGCAGUGAAUGAGAAUGGACAGCCUGUGGAGGACCCCAUGGAGUUGAUCAUCAAGGUGAUCGAUCAGAAUGACAACCGGCCCGUGUUCACUGAGGCCGUCUUCCGCGGAGCAGUGCCAGAAGGAGCCACGCCAGGGACCACCGUGAUGAAGGUCUCGGCCACUGAUGCAGACGACGCUGUGAACACCUACAACGGGGUGGUCGCCUAUUCCAUCAUCAGCCAAGACCCUCCCCACCCCCACCCCCAAAUGUUCGCCAUCAACAGGGAUACAGGCAUGAUCAGCGUGGUCGUAGCAGGGCUGGACAGAGAGAAAAUCCCCAAUUACAUGCUGACCCUCCAAGCUGCAGACAUGCAGGGAGAGGGUUUAGCCACGACAGGGAAAGCCGUGAUCACGGUUGCUGACACCAACGACAACCCGCCGAUUUUUGAACCAUCCACGGGCCUGGACUGUGAGUAA
Messenger RNA from Euleptes europaea (tarantolino), 1242 nucleotides. RefSeq names its product cadherin-1-like. The transcript is spliced from 9 exons. Lineage: Eukaryota; Metazoa; Chordata; Lepidosauria; Squamata; Sphaerodactylidae. Gene Ontology annotation, molecular function: calcium ion binding; cadherin binding. The coding region runs from base 1 to 1242 and encodes 413 amino acids. The record is from RefSeq and is a predicted model, not a curated record. Gene Ontology annotation, cellular component: catenin complex; plasma membrane; adherens junction. Gene Ontology annotation, biological process: cell morphogenesis; cell-cell junction assembly; calcium-dependent cell-cell adhesion.